Molecule: messenger RNA, 2997 nt
Organism: Toxoplasma gondii ME49
Lineage: Eukaryota; Apicomplexa; Conoidasida; Eucoccidiorida; Sarcocystidae
Product: tetratricopeptide repeat-containing protein
Exons: 5
Coding region: 998-2266 (422 amino acids)
Molecular function (GO): protein binding
Source: RefSeq, a predicted model, not a curated record
CGAGGCGGAAAUGGACUUAAAUACAUUUUCUUUUUCAUGGAGUGUUUCCCUUUCUCCGACGGUCAAGCGUUGGGUUCUUCAUUGCGCGUUUUUGGGCUUCUGCGCAUCGUCGUAACUCAACUACAUCGCCGUGUCUCCUCUCCUCGUUUCCGUUGUCUCCGUUCUCGUGUCUCCUCUUGCCGUCGUUCGCCUUGUUCUCUUGUCUGAUGUCGAGCUUAUCGCCUCAGUUUUUGUCCUUUAUGACCCUGUCGUCUUUUUUCCGAGGGGAUUUCUAGUUCCCUGACUACCCUGUGUCUCCCUCAGUAGCCUCGACACAACGGCUACGCUUUCACGAGAAAAUUUUCACGAGAGUUUGGCGUGGUAUCUUGGAAAAAACUUUUGUCACAGCCUUGUGGGAAAGAAGUGCAAUCAACGGAUUAGCUUAGCUUUUCUGGAUCUUCCUGGCUUUUGCUUGAUUUUUCGGAAAGUCCUUCCUCCGUGACUUCCGGCUCCAAGGCCGCCUCUUUGACCGCGUUUUUCGUUCGUUUUCCGUAUGCGAACUCUAAACGGACCUUCUGUUGUCAUCUGAUUCGAAACACUCUUUUAGGAAAUCCGCAUUCCGCAGUUCUCUUCUUUAAGGAUUCUCCACAGACACACCUACCUUCCUCCCGCCUUCGAUGCAGACGUGCGUGGAGAAGUCUCGAGUCUCUGGAGCGAAACAAAAACUAACGUCUGCACCUAAAAGACACCUAUGAAUGCACACUCCCACGAGCGGAGAACUUCGCGCUACUGAUAUACACUCUUCGUGAGUCUGGGGAACUGAAAUGCUAUCGUUUCUACAGCCUAGAGCUGCUUUUCUCGGGACUUUCAACCUUUUACGGGUGCCGCCGCCAGUGCUUUCUCGCUCUGUCCCCGAAUCCUCUGUUAGUUUUCUAAAGAGAUAGAAGAGACUUGAAGCACUCGUGCAAACAAUAAAGGUCUUUGCCGCGGACCCACGAGUUUUUCUACAAGUUUCACCAUGGCAACAGACUCACAGGCCCCUGCCUCCAGAGGGUCUCCGUCUGCUUCACAGGCUUCAAGCUGCCCGGCGGCGCCCGCGCCUCAGGUUGCCGGGAUGGAAGAUGACGACGGCCUCUUUGACUGGAACGUGACCCCUGAGUAUCUGCAGCACUUGCAGCAGAAAUACAAAGACGAGAACUUUCCUCUGUUCAUGGAUGAACUCCCCGAAAAUCUCGAGGGAAACCCUCACCUCGUCGCCCUCCAGCAGCUCGCCUACGAAGGCGAGACGGCGAAGAGCGUCGCCGAGAAACUGAAGAAGGAGGGAAACUCCUGGCUGACAAUCGGCGCGCGGAACGAGGAAGAGAAAGCGGAACAGGAAGAGAAGCAAAAGAGGGAGGGAAAACCUCACGAGUCGCCACAGAAAAGAAAGAGAUUCAACGCCAGGAUGGCCCUCCAGUGCUACUCUGCCGGGCUGGAACAGCAAUGUGGAGACAAGACGCUGGAAGCUGUUCUGUACUCCAACCGUGCUCAGUGCCACCUGAUUCUGGGCGAACUUGUGGCAUGCGUCAACGACUGUCGGUCUGCUCUUCGUCUGGAUCCAUCGAUUGUGAAGGCCUACUACCGAGCUGCUCGGGCGUCGUUCCUGCUGGAAUUGUUCCGGCAGAGUUCAGCGUUCGCGGCAGCUGGACUGGAAAGAGACCCCAACAACACAGACAUGAAGCAGCUACGAGACGAGGCGCAGGCGCGCUGGGAAGAGAAGGAAAAGGCGAAGGAGAAGCAGCGCCUCAAGGAAAAAGAGCACAAGAUACCCUCGGUGUCGAAGGUGUUGGAGUCGCGCGGGAUCACAGUCGCGUCGCCAGUCUACUCCAUCGCUCCAGUGGUAUCCCACUGCUCAGGGCCCUAUGUGCAGCUCGAUGAGGCAGGGAGGCCGCGUCUGUUCUUCACCGUCAUUCUUCUCCUGGACGAAGUGAUGUUGACCGAAACGAUCGUCGACUUCGAUGAAGAUAGGAGCCUCGGCUUCUACCUGUGCCACAUGUUCCCCUCAUCCUCUUCUGAAGAGCAGAGAACAGCGGAUGAGCCAGACUUCCCUUCCUGGGACGUAGAGCAGAAGUACAGUGUCGACCGCAUGCGUGCGUACUACGAGUGUGGGAUGCCAGGCGACCUCCUCUUUGACGUUCCCCUUGACGCGCCGCUGGCCCUUCUGCUUCAGAUCGUGAAGCGCAUCGCAGGCGUUCCGGUUUUCCACAUCCUCGUAAGUGUCCCUCCCGGGCGGCGCAAAAACACAUAGAGGACGCGUUCACCCUUCAGGAUCACCAUCUGUUCUUUCUGUGCCUUUCUACGCCCCUCGGUUUUGUCCGACAUUCCUUGCGUAGUUGUGGUGCGUUCCCCGCGACAACCCCCUGGUCGCUCUCGCCAUGAAACGGAGUGCUCAGGUGCCAUUUGUUUACUUCUGUGCGGUGCGUUUCCCUGAAGGUGGAUAGGACGGCAGCACACGAUCUGUUCCUUGAAGGCGCAAUGAUCGAGGUAUUGCAGAUCCCAGAGGGGCAAUGAGACACGCCUGCAGUUUUCCGUUAUUCGCUGAGGAAGGCCCGUCGGCAAAAGCAGGCUUGCUCCUUCGCUCGUCCUUGUCACUGGUGGCGAGUUGGGGAGAAACGCAGCAGCAACGGGAACGAAGGAGAAUAAAGCACUUUGGUUUUCAAAACGCCAACUCAAGCAUCCACAUUCAAGUCGCUGACCUUCCUGAGAAAAGGUGGAACUCCCGACAGAAAUCCGUCGGGAGAGAAACUUCCAUGUAACCUCACACACCAUUCAGUUUGCGGACACAUCUGUGACGGAGUUGGGGAAAGGGAAGACGAAACGCAGCAGCAGUGCACUGCUCUUAUAGGCAUUCCUUCUUCACUCCAGAGUAUCCUGCGGUUCUCUCGAGUCUGCAUCUAAGAUGGUGCGUGGUGGCUUCACAUGAACGGUCCACAACUCUCUCCAGUUCUCUCAUCCUGCUCUUACAGCGCAGAUCUGCCA